Molecule: messenger RNA, 687 nt
Organism: Colletotrichum lupini
Lineage: Eukaryota; Fungi; Ascomycota; Sordariomycetes; Glomerellales; Glomerellaceae
Exons: 9
Coding region: 1-687 (228 amino acids)
Source: RefSeq, a predicted model, not a curated record
AUGGCCAUCUUCGUAUUGCUAGCAGAUCUCGUCAGAACUAGUUUGGGUCAAGAAUAUGUCGGCGGCUUCCACAUUGGUUGUUUGAAACGAGCGCUGCGGGCCUGCGGCGGUUGCCGUAGAUAUGUGGCGCCCAUCAUCUGUCUCCGUACUCCGUACUUUCAUAACAGCAUCAUUAUCGAAACUCAGAACGACAAUAACACUAUUUGUUGGAAUGUUUAUGAUUUUAUCAUACUUGGGAGAAACCAGAACUGGGCUUAUCAGCACACGGCCAAACUAUACAACCAAAGCAUUAAGCCAAUGACUUGUCGUGGCUCAAUGGAGAUAGAUCUUGACUGGGCUGCUUACCUGAUGAUCCUGACCUGUCACCGCGUAGACAGACCUCACGAAGACGACGAAAAUCGAGGCAAGGACACUGGUACACGGAAUAGUCCGUUCGUCCGCCGAAAAACGGAGGAAUGGCCCGUUCCCGCGAAAGCGAGCAUUGACAUUGACUACGCUAGAGUCACACAAUGGCACGUCAGCAUUCCCAUCGCCUGCUCUACUCUUAGCUUCUGUAUGAUUCCUGAGAAUGACGAAAUCUUGAUUGGUCUGAUGUACCAGAGCCUGAUUGACAAGCUGGUUAUGCCGUUCGAUUACGGGAAGUGGGGAAAUCAGUAUACAUCUUCGGAGUGUUGCAAGCGGCCGUAG